Messenger RNA from Owenia fusiformis, 2663 nucleotides. The record is from the annotation of a GenBank genome assembly. Lineage: Eukaryota; Metazoa; Annelida; Polychaeta; Sabellida; Oweniidae.
CGGCUGUUAAAUGUGAAACUUCAAAAAAACUUAUUUUUCAAUAUAUUAAGCGAGCUAACAUGGUUUAGGUUUGAGUACGUGCGACAUAAUGGCAGGGAUAACAAAAGAAAUAGUAACUCUUCAAGUUGGACAUUUUUCUAAUUUCGUUGGAACUCACUGGUGGAAUUUACAAGAUGCAUCUUUUGUGUAUGACCCUAAGGAAGCAGCUAACAAGGAGGUCAACACAGAUGUCAUGUUCAGAGAGGGACAGAAUCUCAUGGGUGAGGUGACAUAUACGCCACGUCUGAUAGGGUUUGACCUGAAAGGGAGUCUGAACACAUUGAAACAAGAUGGGAACCUCUAUGACCUCAAUCUAGAGGAAGAUCUAAAAUGGGCAGCUGAUGUGACACAACACAAAGUUGAAGUUGGCGAGAAGAAUGAUUUUCUACUAGAUCUUGAAAGGCAACAGGAGGCACAUAUAGAUGGCUCUGAGAGAAAGAGGAGAAAAGUGGAAGAGGAUGAGAAGAUGGAAAUAGGUGAUGUAUCUAAAGAGUCUAGUCCCACAGAUAUUGAGGAAGACCUCACUAAAAAACUGUACCAUCUUGAGAAAAACAUCAAAGUCUGGUCAGAUUUUCUCAAAAUCUACCUACAUCCAAAGUCGCUAUAUGUUUUGCAAGAUUACUCACAUAACAGCGAAAAUGAACCAUUUGAUAUUUUUUCCUAUGGUAGUGCCAUCUACAACACAAGAACUCACCAAGAUGAGAUAGAUGAUAAACUCCAUUUCUUCUUGGAAGAAUGUGAUCAUUUACAGGGUUUCCAUGUCCUGACAGACACAUUUGAUGGAUUUGGGGGUUUGUCAACAAGUCUUUUGGAACAUCUAGAAGAUGAGUACUCCUCUAAAGGGAUAUUUACAUUUGGACUCUCACCAGCUCAUCAUGGAGACACUACAACUUACCAGGACUCACUUCGUGUGAUCAACAGUGUACUGACCUAUAAUAAAGCUGCAACCCACAGUAGUGCAUUCCUUCCAUUGUCAACCUGUCAGGAGCAAUGGCGGAAACCACAGGGCCCACUUCAGUUUCCUCAUACUAAUUUUGAUGCUAGGUUGGCUUACCAUAGUAGUGCAGUCCUAGCAGCCUGUCUCGACACAAUGUCACUCCCAUAUAGGCUAGAUGGCAGUGCAAUGACAAUGACACACAUAACAGAUGCACUGACACAGUGUAAUAGAAAGGUAUUAACACUAAAUGCUUCAUUCCCAUUCACCCUGAAUCAAUCACAGUCUCUGAUUGGUCGGUUAAUGGAGCUGGAAGAUGAGUUACCAUGGCAACCACUAGGACCAUACCCAACAUCAAAGUCUAAGUUGUUUUCACAGUCGAUGGUAUUGAGAGGAAUACCACCAAAUAGAAUGAAAAGUGUUUCAGAUAAAGAUGUCCACAGUGUACUAGGAAAGUGUAAUGACUACCAAGAUCUGCUUCAACUCUAUUCAACUGAAAUGUUCCCAUAUACACUCAACUCAUGUUUUGUUGUGAAGCAACCAUGUAAAGUCAUAGCUCCCUUCCCCAAUAUAUUCAGAGACAAUCUCACACCUGAUGGUCAGUUAUCACAAACACCUAGGCUUCCCACUGUAGGUGUAGAAACUGUUCCAAUAUGGACUUCAUUGCAGAGUAAUCCCACCGCUGCCACCAUGUUAAACAAACUUAUCCAUGAAGCCAAGAGACUUGACAUUAAUAAAUACCAUAAGUUUAAAGAUUCUGGAUUAGAACAAGAUGAUUAUAAUGAGAUGCUUAAUAGUCUAGAAGAUAUGGCUAGCAAUUAUUCAACUCAAUUGAUGGAGUGAUCUAGACUGAUUGUUUCAAUGUAAAGUUCUGAUCAAAAUAUUUUUUACUGCAAAAUAUUUUUAUAUCUCCCCAUACUGGCAUUGUAUUGCUACCAUAUACUACCCUAUGUUUUAUAACAUGCUAGAGAGAAAUUAAACAAAAGCCCAAUAUAAUAUCACAUUUGUCUUCUUUAUUUCAUUACAAAAUAGCAAGCAAUUAAUAGGAUAUUUUGAACACACAGACAUUAGGCAUAAAUACAGCCAUACUAGAUAGUAUUCAAUAUUUCUCAUAUUAUAAAUAUUAUUUCCUAUUGUAAGAAAUAAAUCCAAAAAUCAUCAAUAUACAUAUCUUCAGUUGCUACUGUACAUGACACCUAUAUAUCUACAUUUUGCUGACUGCUUUGGAUAAAACACAUAAUUCUUUAAGUGUUCUAAAGGGUAUAUAUCCAAAAAAAAGUUACAGCUAAAUCAUAAAAGAACUUUUUAUUUCAUAUUCUCACUGGUGGAAGUUUCAAAAUCCAGUCGCAUGAAUAAUUUCCUGUGUAACAGAAGGAAACUGAGUAAUAAUAUUGUUAUUUCAUGCAGCCCAUCAUAAUAUUGCACUAAAAACUAAAAUUGAAUUACAAAAUGAGAUAUUCCUCUUAGUAGAUUGACAGAUUGCAUUUUUAUAAACAUAUUGGCAAUUUUAGUUUCUUUGGCACCUUGUCUCAACUAAACAAACUGCCUUUUUAUUAAUAUAUUAUUUGUUGAAAUCAAAACUUGACAAAAGACAUUUAUUUAUACAGUGAAACACAUUCGAAAAGGUUUGCAUAAAUUUCAAUACUGAACAUUUGUUCAAUAAAGGGUACAAUGAAACCUGUAAAGUGGA